Dictyostelium discoideum AX4 is the source of this 666-nucleotide messenger RNA. It is a transcript of the gene mnd1, whose product is annotated as meiotic nuclear division protein 1. The coding region runs from base 1 to 666 and encodes 221 amino acids. NCBI's taxonomy places the organism in Eukaryota, Evosea, Eumycetozoa, Dictyosteliales, Dictyosteliaceae. Gene Ontology annotation, molecular function: double-stranded DNA binding. The transcript has 4 exons. Gene Ontology annotation, cellular component: nucleus. Gene Ontology annotation, biological process: reciprocal meiotic recombination. The record is from RefSeq and is a predicted model, not a curated record.
AUGGCAACAAGAAGAAAGGGUAUGUCACCAGAAGAAAAAAAAGAAAAAUUAAAAGAAUUCUUCCACUCUAAUUCAACAAUAUAUUCAAGUAAAGAUGUAGAAUCAGAAGCUUCAAAGUAUACAGGAAUGACACAAGUUCAAUGUAAAGAAACAUUACAAAUGUUAAUAGAUGAUGGUGUUGUAAAUACAGAUAAAAUGGGAUCAUCAAAUUUUUAUUGGUCAUUCCCAAGUUUUGAAUUUGAUUCAAAAAAAGAUAAAAUAAUUGAACAAACUAAAUUAUUAUCUGAAACAAAAGAAAGGAUACAAUCAGAAACUAAAAAAAUUGAACAAUUAAAAAGUGAAAGAGUUGAAUCUGAAACAAGAACAAAAAAUUUAGAAAAAUUACAAACAUUAAAAGAUGAUAAUAAAAGUUUUAAAGAAGAAUUAUUGUUAUAUGCAGAUUCAUCAUUAAUUGAUGAUAAAAAGAGAGAUAUUAAAAUUGCAAUCGCUGCCGUUAAUAGAUACACUGAUAACAUAUCAUCUUUAAGACAAUUUUGUGAUUCAAAAUAUAAUAUUCGUCCAAGUGAUUUCGAUACAAGUUUUGGUAUUAAACCAGAUAUGGACUAUUUAGAAGAAUAUAACUUUAAUGAUACUCCUCAACCUGUAAAUAAAAAGAAAAGAAAAUAA